Molecule: messenger RNA, 1239 nt
Organism: Ilex paraguariensis (yerba mate)
Lineage: Eukaryota; Viridiplantae; Streptophyta; Magnoliopsida; Aquifoliales; Aquifoliaceae
Source: the annotation of a GenBank genome assembly
UCACUCAAAUUUCAAAUCUAUUAAUUUUAUGUCAAUUCUGUGGUGUUGAAUUUUAUAAGUAAAUGGUAGUUACAAACAAAAACAUCAUGACCUCCUUUGACAAAUGAAAGUGAAGAUGAUGGCUAUGCAACAUUACUUCCAUCCACGUAUAACUCACUCUCUCCAGCGGAUUAGGACCCAAUCCUCCGGUGACCGGAAAGAGAGCCUGCAGGAGAAGGUAAUAAUCCCUUCCGGCGGAUCCCCAGCUGACCAAUUCACGCCUUUGGCAUUGGUUUUCCGGCGACGGCUUCUAACUGGUAUUGGAACAGCUUCCCUGGUUGCUGUCGGAGCUAAUUUUGCCGGAAUUACAAGUUUUCUUCUUGGGUUCUCGCCGGAGAGAUCUCGGUCUCUUAAAUUGGACGUGCUUUAUCCCAUCAGAGGCUACCGUCGGUGCAUUGACUCAAAUGAGGGAUUUGAGUUCAUAUACCCAGCAAGUUGGGUUGGAGAUCAGACACUGUUGUAUCGAGCAGCUGGGAAGGCAGAAAGAUCGCUUGAUCCUCCUCCUCUAAGCUAUAUGACACCCAAUGACCGUCGCCGUCAAAAUGUAAAUGAGCCACUCGUUGCAUUUGGUCCGCCAGGGUCAAGUGGAGAGCUCAACGUUAGUGUUGUUGUCUCACCAGUUCCUCUUGAUUUCUCAAUUGAGGCAUUUGGAGGACCAAAGGAGGUAGGAGAAGCUGUGAUUCGGACGAUUACAGGAUCUGGCCAACGCCUUGAUGUGAAAGGAACACUGAUAGAAUCAAAUUUGAGGCAGGAUUCACUAAGAAAUAUCAAAUACUAUGAGUUGGAAUUUAGGGUGGAAAGCCCCACAUUUCAGAGGCAUAACGUUGCUGUCUGUUGUGUUCGCAGUGGAAGGCUAUUCACUCUAAAUGCACAGUCACCAGAAUCAGCGUGGCCAAAGGUGAAAUCGGACUUCUACAAAAUUGUUGAUUCUUUUAUUUUGGCUUGAUGACAACAAAGAGAAAUAGAUGAUUGCUUUUAAGACAUGGUGCAAGAUUUAUAGAGAAUUUUGUUAUGGUUUAGCACAACACUUUAGCCUUGAAUUUCAUUUUCUGUGAUCUACACUGAUGAAGUGUGGCAACCUGAGAUAGGAUUGCUUUCAAUUUGGAAAUAACUUGCAAGAAGGUACUCUAUGAACAUGACAAUCCCAAACUCCAGGAAUGCUUAAAAACGGAAUGUUUUGCAUCCUAACACGACAUCAAU